GCCGCACUUUCCUUGCGCUGCUCCCGUUUGCACUUUCCAUCUCGCUCCGCCGGGGCAGCCCGGCAAACGGUCGGGCCGGGGCUAUGCGACGUGCGGGGAGCGCAGCGGCUGCCGCGCCGUAGGGAGCCGUCCCCGGGCAGGGCCGGGGUGUCCCGCUGCAGGCGGCGGCUCCCGGGCAGGGCUCGCCCUGCCGUCCCGCCUCGGGGCGGAGGGACCCGCGAUGUGCGACAUGAUCGACUCGCAGUCCGCCGAGAAGAUCAGCAGGAUGAAAAAGUUGCGGAGAACUUUGUCGGAGAGCUUCAGCCGAAUAGCCUUGAAGAAAGAAGACAGCAGCUUUGAUGAGAUAUGUGUCACAAAGAUGUCUACACGGAACUGCCAGGGAAUGGAUUCAGUGAUCAAACCUCUGGAUACAAUUCCUGAGGAUAAGAAAGUCAGGGUCCAGAGGACGCAGAGUAGCUUCGAUCCCUUUGAGAAACCAACUAAUCAAGUGAAGAGGGUUCAUUCAGAGAACAACGCUUGCAUUAACUUCAAAACUUCAUCUGCAGGGAAAGAAUCACCCAAAGUCCGACGGCAUUCCAGCCCUAGCUCUCCUACAAGUCCCAAGUUUGGAAAAGCAGACUCAUAUGAAAAACUGGAAAAACUAGGGGAAGGGUCCUAUGCUACAGUAUACAAAGGGAAAAGCAAGGUUAAUGGAAAGCUGGUGGCACUGAAGGUGAUAAGAUUACAAGAAGAGGAAGGAACCCCAUUUACAGCUAUCAGGGAAGGUAUGCACGCUUCUCUUCUGAAAGGACUGAAACAUGCAAACAUUGUGCUGCUUCAUGACAUCAUUCACACCAAGGAGACUUUAACACUCGUUUUUGAAUAUGUGCACACUGAUUUAUGUCAGUACAUGGACAAACACCCUGGAGGGCUUCAUCCAGAAAAUGUGAAGUUAUUUUUAUUUCAGUUGCUGCGAGGACUGUCUUACAUCCACCAGCGUUACAUUUUGCACAGGGACCUGAAACCACAGAAUCUUCUGAUCAGUGACACGGGGGAGUUAAAGCUGGCAGACUUUGGUCUUGCAAGAGCUAAAUCAGUUCCCAGCCAUACGUAUUCUAAUGAAGUGGUAACCCUAUGGUACAGACCUCCAGAUGUCCUUUUGGGAUCAACAGAAUAUUCUACCUGCCUUGAUAUGUGGGGAGUGGGAUGUAUCUUUGUAGAAAUGAUUCAAGGGGUCGCAGCUUUUCCAGGAAUGAAAGACAUUCAAGAUCAACUUGAAAGGAUAUUUCUGGUACUUGGAACACCAAAUGAAGAUACGUGGCCUGGAGUCCACUCAUUACCCCAUUUCAAACCAGAACGGUUUACACAGUACAGCCCUAAAAACCUUAGACAAGCAUGGAAUAAGCUGAGCUAUGUGAAUCAUGCGGAAGAUCUAGCCUCCAAACUACUCCAGUGUUUCCCAAAGAACAGAUUGUCAGCACAGGCAGCCCUGAGCCACGAGUAUUUCAGUGAUCUGCCCCCUCGGCUAUGGGAGCUAACCGAUAUGUCUUCUAUUUUUACUGUACCGAAUGUAAGAUUACAAGCAGAGACCGGAGAAAGCAUGAGAGUCUUUGGGAAAAACAAUAGUUAUGGCAAAGGUGUAUCAAACAGCAAACAUUGAAGAAUACCUGAGUUUGUGAUAGAUAAUGCAGGAUUAAAUUUACCAGUUUGGAGGAGGGAAACAAAAACCUAAUGAGGAGGCCGACACCAGGAAGGAGCCAUGGCCUGUUUCCUUUCUUUCUGUAUGGUGGAUUUCAUUCAAAAGAAAAUUGAAGCUGGCAAGACCCUGUUUUUCCCUGCAAUUUAUUUAAAACCUUGCACGCAUUUUGGAUACCUUGUGAUUUCAGAGAACUAUGUGAAGAUUAAGCUUUUGCUUACUGAUACAUGGCAUGUACUCUUUCAGUCUUUUGUGUUUGGUUUUGUUUGAUUUUCCACUGCAGCGCUGCAUCUUUGUAAGGACUUUUAUGCUUUCACCAGCAAUGUCUUAAAUACAUUAAGACAACACAUUCGGUGUUCACACUUCUUCAGUAAUGACUGUACAAAAAAGCCAGCGGUGGCAUAAAGGACUGUGCUUUCUUUGAGAGUCGUGCACAUAUUGCAACCAAUGGGAAGACAAUUUCUGCCAGAGCAAGGCCGACUCGGGCUGACAGUUACAGCACCUUGCCACUAUUCCUGAAGUGGUGUUGGGUUCUUUCUUUUCUCAUUGUAUCCUCAGACCAUUUAUAUCCAUUUUAAAAACACGGCAAUAACCGCAUGUUUACUUCAGCACUCUGAAUUUGGUUACUCUGCUUAGGCUAUGUAGCAUGCCAGUUUUGGAAAUAGGCCUGUGAGAAAGACAAAGCAAAAAUGAGAUGCGCUGAGCUGACAGAUAUACGACAAAUUCUUUAUGGUUUUAUUCCCUUUGUGAGUAUUUCUUUCUUUUGUGGGUCUUGGCUCACAUCUCCAUGUUUUUCCUCAUGCUGUUUACCUUUUGGAAUGUUUUCCUGAAAAGAAAACAGAGAUUCUGAAACGGUUCCAUUUAAUUCAAGGCAGAUACUAAGGUACAGAGAAAUUUUUGUUGAAUGAGCCAUGAAGUCUAGCUGUGUUAUUUUGCUGCUUACGGAGCAAAAGAGAGAGUUUUCCUUAUCCCAGACGGUUUGCUGUUCCACACCAAAGCACUUUUCAAAUGAUUUUCUAUAGGUAUCCCGAUCUGAUUGGAAGGCACUACCAGAUGAUGUGUCUUUAAAUCGCUUUUCUGAAUGAAUCAUUCAAAUGCAAACUUUGCAAGAAACAAAGCUGUGUGAUUUUAGGCGAGGAAGCCCCUGCCACAUUGUGGCUGGGGAGAACAUUGUGUUCAGGGGUGGAUAAAACUGCCCCGAUCAUAUACAAUGCUUUGCAUUCAGAAAGAGCAGGGCACGGUGCGAAAGCUGCUGCUGAGUUAUGCUCCUGCUCAGACAGAACCGCUUGCUAGGCAAUAUUAUUCUACACAUAAAUUUGACAUCCCUUGUUGCUGGAUGCAUUGAAUUACAUUUUUAAGAAGUGCGGUAACACUUGGGUUAGCUUUCAGUGUUUAAAAGGAGGGGAAAAGGAUUUGUGCUACUGCCAUCUUAUUAAACUCCAGCAGUGUUUAAUAAGAAAAGAACACCCAAUAAGGCAAAUCCUUGAAUGCUCAAGUAGCUACGAAAGGCCUCUUAAUGAACUAGCAUAUGAGUCUACACUUUCAAAGAGUUGAACCGUGGAAAUAUUCUCAAUAUUUGCACAGCCAUUAAAACACAGUUUCCCCCAAUGACGUCUCUCUUUCAGGAUCUGGUAAAAGCCAUCUGAAAGCCACUUUCAGUCACAAUCCUAUUUAGAAGUUACUACAGUUUUCCUCCUGUAUUUAGGAGGGGAAAAAAAGUGACCACUGAACUUCUGACUUUAUCACACACUAAAACUGCCUUAGACGUGGUUUGUUUGGGUUUCAUGUUUCUUUUUUUUUCUAAGAGAAAAGUCUUUUAUACAUUAUCUUUGCUACUGAAACGCUGUGCAGUUUGAUGACUGAAAUUAGCUAUUUUUAGAAAAAAAAAAUCAUGCUGCAAAAAAAAAAAAAUCUGAAGAAUUUUUGAAAAUGUAAGAUUUCAAUUAGGAAUAUAACGGUAGUUGCAUAGACACAUCUACUGGGCAGCUUAAAUCGGGAGGCACGCAGUUACGCUGCUCAACUAAACAUCUGAAGGUUUAACAUAGAGACUGAUACCCUAACUGUUCCCACAAGCCCAGCACAUUGCUGUCCAUAGUGAAUCACGUCGUGUUUGCUUACGGUGUGUGCGUGUGUGUGUGUGUGUAUGUGUGUGUACACACAUGCGUGUGAGAUUAUCUUCUCUGCCCCAUUCCCACUUUUAAGCAACCACUGAAAUAAUUAGAGUUGGUCCACAAUCUUCAAACGCAGUUGCCCAAAGCGCACAAACAUCUAAAUUCCUCAACAGUACCUCGAUUUUCAGCAGUAGUGGGUCUGUCUUGGCCACCGAUCAGUUAAGGAAUGACCCGAAUCUCUUGAGCACCUCCUUUCUGGUUCUUCUGACUGCCUGUGGUGACACGGGUUUGCUGUCACCUGCAGAGGUCUUUCUCCCAGCACUAAGGGGACCUGCUGCACAUUAUUCUCCCGGACCAUGAAAUCUUCUGGGAAACCUAAACUUUUAUUGUAUUUUAUUUUAUUUUGAGAAAAUGGGAGUAGCUUUAUGCAGAGAAUUGACUGUACAGUCUUUUUUCUCCCUUUUUACCCUUUUUGUCCUGUCCUGCAUCAGCAACCUGACAGACCCCCUCAGUUAGGGUUCCUGGCAGCCAUCCCACCUCUCCAGCAUCUUGCAGGUUUUCAGCACAGCCUUUUUCAGUGCUGAUGAAUGGACUUUUUAAGCCCCAUCAGUGUCCUUGAGGCAGAGUCAGGGAAUAUCAGUAGCACUACCCUCUUUUAUUCUCAUCCUUCCCAAACCAGUUCCCUGCAGAAUAUUCAAAGGGAGAAGAAAACAAUCAGCCUGGUCUUCCAAACAUACUGCAGGUCUUGGGAGUGCAGUGUUUCAUGCCAUCAGCAGUCAAAAGUUAGUUUAAAUGGAUGGUAUUCUGUGGGGCACAGUCCUUGAGAAACUGUGGGACUCGCCCGGAGCUGACAGCCAUCAGCAGUGUAAUUUUUGUUUUCUUGCCUGAGCCCCAGCAGAUCCUUCCUGAUGAUAUGGAGAGGAUGUGGCUCAGCUGCAAGAGGGACGAGCAGCCACAGGGCAGCAGUGGGCAGACAAAAGUGGGAGGGCGUAUUCUGACUCUGUACAAUAUCAGGUGAACGGGGAAGGGAAGGUGGUGACAGAGAUGGCCUGUGUGAUACGGAGAUUCCUUACAAGUUCACAUUCACAGAACCCAACUUUAUUAGAAGUGAAGCACCUGAAGAUGGCUUGGUCCCACUCCAGCUGGGGUCAGCUCAGCUCCAAUCCACACUGUGCAGGCACAGCACCAGGCAGGACACUCCAGCACUCAACUUUACACUGUUGUAUGACAUCCCGGGUUGUUGAGUCCUUCCAAUUCUCACUAUUGUUUUAGGAUAAUGCCAGUAAAUGCAACACUGAAAAUUCAAUCUGCAGUAGACAGAGGCACCGGGGUUUCCAUGUUCACUUUGUUGUGUGGAGAUUACAGACUUCAGACUCCCGUGGAAGAGGGUAGGGUAAUAAAUUCCCCUUGGCUGGGGGGUGACAUCCACUCCUAUGUGCUCAGUGUCAGUGCACACAACUGAAUGUGUAGUCAAUGCUCCGGUAUGCUCAUAUACAAAAUACUCAUCUGUGAAUAUAACUGGGUUUUGUAAUCUUUGAUAUAUAAAAUGUUGAGGCUAUACAGACCGGGGAGCAAAACACUGACACCCCAUAUAAAUAGAAUUACGUUGCAUUACUGAGCGUAACAAAACUCUCCCCUACCAGCAGUUAGGCGGAGUGACCGUAUGUUACUGCCUUGCGUUUUUCUCGUGAGCAAAAAAUCUAAAAGUCAAGGAUGCACUAAAAAUUCCCAUCCCCCAGAAUGCAUUUCAAUGGUGCUGCAUACAAAAUCCCAGCUUGCCAGCUUCCACGCGGGUUUUCGUAUGGUGCACUAAGAGGUGUUCUUUUUUUAACAAAUAAAACAAGGGAGGGCUGGUACAUGAAAACAAUGUUAAUGUAAUUAAAUAUAUAUAUAUAUACUAAAGAAGAACAGCAUAGUAAGCAGUACAGUAAAUAAAUGUUGCAUUAUUUGUUACACCUUGUAAUUUGUCUGUAUUAUGAAAGAUGUAAUGGUUUGUCAGCUGUAACUGUUGUUUUCUUGUAACAUCAUAUUGAAUAAAGUGUAGCAGAAUCUCUCUUC
This is a messenger RNA of Gallus gallus (chicken), 5844 nucleotides long. It is a transcript of the gene CDK14, whose product is annotated as cyclin dependent kinase 14. NCBI's taxonomy places the organism in Eukaryota, Metazoa, Chordata, Aves, Galliformes, Phasianidae. The coding region runs from base 221 to 1639 and encodes 472 amino acids. Gene Ontology annotation, cellular component: nucleus; cytosol; cytoplasm. Gene Ontology annotation, biological process: protein phosphorylation. The transcript is spliced from 15 exons. Gene Ontology annotation, molecular function: ATP binding; cyclin-dependent protein serine/threonine kinase activity; cyclin binding. The record is from RefSeq and is a predicted model, not a curated record.